CCCCAAACCCUAAAAUUCUUCAACGCAGGGUUUAACGAAUCAAACCUCUUCGACGUCGUUUUCUUCUUCUUCUUCUUCCUCUCUGUGUUACCUUCUCUCUCUCUCACAAAACUCACUGACAUCACAUCCUCAGAAUCGUCCCAGAAUGAACUCACUCGCCAUUAGAGUCUCCAAGGUUCUCAGAUCUUCUUCGAUAUCUCCUUUAGUAAUUAGUGCUGAGAGAGGCUCUAAGUCGUGGUUUUCGACUGGUCCGAUUGAUGAAGGUGUAGAAGAAGAGUUUGAAGAAAUCGUUUCGGAGAGACCUGAGCUUCAACCUCAUGGAGUUGAUCCUCGUAAAGGUUGGGGAUUUCGCGGUGUUCAUAGGGCGAUAAUUUGUGGGAAAGUAGGGCAAGCUCCAUUACAGAAGAUUUUAAGGAACGGGCGAACAGUAACGAUAUUUACAGUAGGAACAGGCGGCAUGUUUGAUCAGAGGCUUGUUGGAGCAACCAAUCAGCCUAAACCAGCUCAGUGGCAUAGAAUUGCAGUGCAUAACGAAGUGCUUGGCUCUUACGCUGUCCAAAAACUCGCUAAAAACUCAUCGGUUUAUGUGGAAGGUGAUAUUGAGACUAGAGUGUAUAAUGAUAGCAUCAGCAGUGAAGUGAAGAGUAUCCCUGAGAUUUGCGUUCGUCGUGAUGGGAAGAUUCGGCUGAUCAAAUAUGGUGAAAGCAUUAGCAAAAUCUCUUUCGAUGAGCUAAAAGAAGGAUUGAUUUAGUCGGAGCAAGAAUAUUCCAGUGGCCGGAGGAGAGCAAAAUGAAUCAAUGUUUUUUUGAGUAAAAUCAACAAAACAGUUUGGUUUUUUGUUCUGUCCAUUGCGACUUUGUUAGCACUGAGUUCCUUUUUAAGUUUUUAUGGAUAUCGGGGGCAUUUAUGUAGUUUCUGGUCAAAAUUAAGUAAGUCAUGCAGU
Messenger RNA from Arabidopsis arenosa, 943 nucleotides. NCBI's taxonomy places the organism in Eukaryota, Viridiplantae, Streptophyta, Magnoliopsida, Brassicales, Brassicaceae. The record is from the annotation of a GenBank genome assembly.